AAGCGAUGGCCAUACGCAUAAAGAUAUGGGCGAGGCAAUGCUUUUGGCGUCACUAUGUGUCGCGGACGGUUCAGCAACAGGAACAAAGGAAUUAAAAUCUGGCAGCCAAUCGAAAGACAAGAAUGAUAAAACAAUCCAAUCAAAGGACACAGAUGAAACGGCGAUCAAAUCCGAGAACACAGAGAGAUCUGUAGAGAGUGUAGUGGCAACGGAAG
This is a messenger RNA of Sphaeroforma arctica JP610, 215 nucleotides long. RefSeq lists its product as hypothetical. The transcript has a single exon. NCBI's taxonomy places the organism in Eukaryota, Ichthyosporea, Ichthyophonida. The annotation marks the transcript as partial. The record is from RefSeq and is a predicted model, not a curated record.